AGCAGCGGCUCCUGAAUGACGUUAUAUUGGGGAUUGGGCCGGCCGCUCCGCAGAUGGCGCUGGAGACGCCGCUGUCCGUCCGCGCGCUCACGUUUUCCUGCUCGCGACACUUACGGAAGAAAGAAUGAUGGCGACGCUUGCGGGGCCCGAGUCCCCUCGGACGGGGGCGACGCGAAGCGACCGCGGCGGGAACAUAGUGACGACGAUCAACCGGAGCCAGAUCACCGGCCGCGGGAUUUGUCGAGGGACGCAGACUACACCUCUGCCCUUCCCCAGGUGCCAGAAGCCCUGCUCCACGAGCGGGACCACCGGGCACGCUGGCAUGGUAUCCCCAUCCUGCUGCGGAGGCUGCAUGAGGCCAGCCACCCUAACAGCGACCUUAGCCGGGCCCACGCCGUGCUCAAGGAAAUGUCACCCCUGCUCUCCAUGGAGGCCAUGUCUCUUGUGACUGAAGACAGGAAAUUCGCCCAGGAAGCCACUUUCCCCAACACGUACACCUUCGACCUCUUUGGGGGCGUUGAUCUCCUGCUUGAAAUGCUCAUGAGGCCCACGCUGUCAACGCAGAAGAAGAAACCGAAGAUGAACGAUGACCUCAUCAAGGACUGUCUAAGUGUUCUCUACAACUGCUGCAUAUGUACGGAAGGUGUCACAAAAAGUCUUGCGGCUAGAGAUGACUUUGUCCUCUUCCUCUUCACGUUGAUGACGAAUAAGAAGACCUUCCUGCAGACCGCCACGCUCAUCGAGGACAUCUUGGGCGUUAAAAAGGACAUGAUCCAACUGGAGGGCAUCCCCAACCUGGCUGGCCUGGUGCAGAGCUUCGACCAGCAGCAACUGGCCAAUUUCUGCCGCAUCCUAUCCGUCACCAUCUCUGAGCCCGACCUCGGUCACGAUGACAAGCAUACCCUACUAGCCAAGAACGCCCUGCAGAGGAAGAACUCUGGCCCAUCCCAGGCUGAGAUCAACCAAGUAACUCUGCUGGGAAUACCUGGAUUCAUCGAGCGUCUCUGCAAGCUGGCCACGCGGAAGGUGUCGGAGGCCACAGACACCUCCAACUUCCUGCAGGAACUGGAAGACUGGUACGCCUGGCUGGACAAUGCGCUGGUGCUGGAUGCACUCAUCCAGAUCAACGGCUCGGAGGCGGAGCAGAGCAGCACAGAGUCGUCGGAUGAGAGUGCUCUGGCUGCCAGCCCUCUGAGGCACCGGCUGCCACGCUCCAUGAAAGUGGUGCAUGAGAUCAUGUACAAGGUGGAGGUCCUCUACGUGCUCUGCGUCAUGCUCAUGGGCCGCCAGCGCAACCAGGUGCACAGGAUGCUGGCAGAGUACCGACUCAUCCCAGGCCUCAACAACCUGUUCGACAAGCUCAUCUGGCGGAAGUACACAUCAUCCAGCCACGUGCUGCACGCUCAGAACCAGCACUGUGACUGCAGCCCGGAAAUUUCCUUCAAGAUACAGUUUUUGAGGCUCCUUCAGAGCUUCAGUGACCACCACGAAAACAAAUACCUGCUCCUGAACACCCAGGAGCUGAAUGAGCUAAGUGCCAUUUCUCUGAAGGCCAACAUCCCGGAGGUGGAGGCGUUGGUCAACACAGACAGGAGCCUGGUGUGUGAUGGGAAGAAGGGUCUCCUGACGCGGCUCCUCACGGUCAUGAAGCGGGAGCCUCCAGACUCCUCCUUCAGGUUCUGGCAGGCCCGAGCCGUGGAGAGCUUCCUCCGGGGGGCCACGUCCUACGCCGACCAGGUGUUCCUGCUGAAGAGGGGUCUGCUGGAGCACAUCCUGUUCUGCAUCAUUGACAGCGGGUGCAAGUCCCGCGAUGUGCUGCAGAGCUACUUCGACCUUCUGGGCGAGCUCAUGAAGUUCAACAUCGAUGCCUUCCAGAGGUUCGACCGAUACGUCAACACGGAAGAGAAGUUUCAGGUCUUUCUGACGCAGAUUAACAGCUCCUUGGUGGACUCCAACAUGUUAGUGCGAUGCAUCGUCCUGUCGCUGGACCGGUUUGAGAGCCAGUCGGAGGAUGUCAAAGUGGUGGAGACGCUCUCCCAGUGUCACCUGCUGUCCCACCUGGCUCGCGUGGAGAACCGGCUGGCCUUCCUCUUCAGGCUCAUCAACAUCAUCAAUGUGCAGACGCUGACGCAGGAGAAUGUGAGCUGCCUGAACACCAGCCUGGUGAUCCUGAUGCUGGCACGCCGUCAUGGCCGCCUGGCCUGGUACCUGGGCGCCCUGCGGGAGAAGGAAUACACUGAGAGGUACCCAGGCUGUCUGCUGAACAACUUCCACCAGCUGCUCUGCUUCUGGCAGCGGCACUACCUCAACAAGGACAAGGACAGCACCUGCCUGGAGAAUAGCUCCUGCAUCCCCUUCAGCUACUGGAAGGAGACUGUGUCGGUGCUGCUGGAUGAGGACAGGACGUCGCCCUACGCCAUCGUCAGCUACAUCGACCAGGCCUACAUGGAACUGGAACAGCACUUUCUGGAGGAUUAGGCUUGUUCGGGUCUUGUGGGUCAGGAUAUCCCGUGGAGGGCUGUCUGUAAGUAUGUGCUUGUGUGCCCUGAGGGGGCCCAGGGUUAACCCCCUUCCACACACACCUCCCACCCCCAGUCUGCUGGAAGGUGGCUACAGACAUCCGUCUCCCAGGAAACGGGGACCCACGCAAGCUUGUAAGGUCUGCUGCCAAAUGUUUCCCUCACCACUAGGGGGUGCUGAGGAGGCAGGAUUAGGACCAGACAGCCGAGGGUCUCCUGGACUGUCCUGUGCGCCUCAGGUGGGCCAUCACAGAUUCUUAUGGACGCUUCAAAAACAAUCCGUGUGGAUGUCAAAUGGACACGCUUGCUGCAGAGUGUGGCUCUAGCUGCCUCCCACACUGACAGUCCAUUGUGAGAGCACGGGCGUCCGGCGUGAACCCCAGGAAAGUAGCCGGGGGCUGUCCGAGGCGUGCGCCCGUGGGUGUGAGGCUGCUGUCCUCUGGCCCCCCCAGCCAACCCUGCCCUGUCUCUGCAUCAGAAGAUUCCCUGGCCUCCCUCACAGUGUGGCUCCUUUUUAUUUCCCAGUUUCUUUGGUUUAAUCAAUUAGCAAUUAAUCCUUAAUGUGUAAAUAUAUACAGUAUAUAUCUGUAUGAAAUCGCAGUGUGACCUUUCCCAGCGUGUGAGUGAGUCGGUUUUUAUAACUUUUAUCCUUGGGUCGUCACUGCUUAUGAAGAGGGUAUGAAUGCUAUCCAUGUUCCAUGUUACCGAUGGGAAUGUGCCCCCCCCCCCC
Molecule: messenger RNA, 3249 nt
Organism: Paramormyrops kingsleyae
Lineage: Eukaryota; Metazoa; Chordata; Actinopteri; Osteoglossiformes; Mormyridae
Gene: trpc4apa
Product: transient receptor potential cation channel, subfamily C, member 4 associated protein a
Biological process (GO): ubiquitin-dependent protein catabolic process
Cellular component (GO): Cul4A-RING E3 ubiquitin ligase complex
Molecular function (GO): phosphatase binding
Source: RefSeq, a predicted model, not a curated record